This is a messenger RNA of Cercocebus atys (sooty mangabey), 1466 nucleotides long. RefSeq names its product glutamate-rich 2 (gene ERICH2). NCBI's taxonomy places the organism in Eukaryota, Metazoa, Chordata, Mammalia, Primates, Cercopithecidae. The record is from RefSeq and is a predicted model, not a curated record.
UCUUUUUACUCCCCAAGUUUAAAACUCUGAGGCCACCCCGCCCUCUUCCCUCUCCCUCGCUUAGAAUCAGGUAUGAACACCGACAUUCCAACCCUCUUUCCUUCUUCGGCGCUCCUGAAGGUAACCGGUGCGCGUGCGCACGUCAAUCCGAGGGUGUGUGCGCCCAGUUUCCGGCGCCGCGGGACACCCACGACCGCGGGGCUGUCCCUCAACCCGGCCGCCCGCCCCGCCCCGCCCCCCCGGACCCGCCUCCCAGCCCCGCCCCGGGCCCUCCUCGCCCCGCCCGCUCCGUCCCGCGCCCUCCACCGCCCUCCGGCCUGGGCCCGCCUCCACCCAGCCUCUCCGUGGCUCCCCGGGCUGCCCGCCCCGCCCCCCCCCCCCCCCCCCCCUCCCCCGCCGUCGCCCCAUCCCCCCAGCCCCCACCCUCGGCUGCUGCCCGAGCUUCCUCCACACGCCGUGCAGUCUCCACGGCGACGCGGCGUCCCAGACUCGGAGCCCAGAGCCCAGCGCGAGCAGCUAGCCGGGCUGGCUCUCGGUGUCUGCCCUUCGGAUGGUCGGCUGGAGAGAGCCGCCAGCUGGACUUCUGUAGACAAGACAGAUACUGUAAAGACAGCAAAGAACAGACAGAAUGGCAGAUUGCUAAUGUCUGAUCCAAAGGAAAAAGUGACGAUUGAAUCAAAUGAAGCAAUGUCAGAUAAAUGUCUCUCUGGACACAGACCAAGAUUGACAAGCAAACUUAAUACCCCACCAACACAGAUCUCUCUAAAUGUAGCUAAGACAUUCUCAGAAAAGAAGGAAGUCCCUUCUAAGAAUAUUGAAAAUAAAGUCUCUUUAAAGAAUAUUGAAAAUAGAGUAUCUUCAAGGAGUAUCAAAAGUAAAGAUAUCUUAACAAAUCUACAGUCUGACCUACUGUCAUCUUCCUGCUUAAAAGAAAGCACAGGUGAAGUGAGCAAAGAUGCAGUCACUGUAAACCAGGAGAAAAAUAAUGAAUAUUGCCUUCAGGAUAUUGAUGAUAAGUUGUCAGAAUCAGCAGAGGAUGAUGAUGAUGAAGAUGAUACCAAUGAUGAAGAUAAUGAUCAAGAUAGUAACCCUAAAAAGAAUACUCAGGCCCCACUAGAGUUAAUGGCAGAAUUCCUGAGAGCAGAAAUGGCCCGAGAGUACCAGUUGGCAAAAAAAUUAUGUCAGAUGAUCCUCAUCUAUGAACCAGAAAAUCCUGAGGCCAAGGAGUUUUUCACACUUAUUGAAGAAAUGUUGCUGAUGGAGAAAACUCAGAAUCAUCAGCAAGAUGGUGAAGACAGUGAUGAAGACAGCAGUGGUGAGAGUAAAGGAGAAAGUGAUGAAGAGCUGAGUGACGAGAGCUCUGAUGAGGGUGAAGAUGGAUCAUGAGUGUUGCUGCGAUACUUAAAAGCUUCAUGUAUUUUCAUUAAUGUAUACCAUGCAAAUAUAAAGACGAGAGUGGCAUUUUA